GCGAUUGACAACUUAAGCGCGUGCGCUCCUUCAGUCUCAGUUCAACAGCGCGACUUGCGCGAGAGACGCGCUCUAACCCGCCAGUAUGCUACAAAUAUCAGCGGAAUACCGUAAAAUAAGUGUUAUUUCUUAAAAGAAAAGAGCUGCAGAACUUCCCUAAGCCUGCGUGUUCCUCAAGGGACACCGUAAGACAGAGUUGACCCACUGUCUCCUGUUUACCGAGACACAAUCAUCAUCAAUGGGGACAUUAGGAAUGGCUGUGUUCAAUCAACAAAAAGUGGAGGAUUUCUAUGAUAUUGGUGAAGAACUUGGAAGUGGGCAGUUUGCUAUCGUGAAGCGCUGUAAAGAGAAGAGUACGGGAGUGGAAUAUGCUGCAAAGUUCAUAAAGAAGCGGCAGAGUCGCGCGAGCCGGAGAGGCGUUCGGCGAGAGGAGAUCGAGAGAGAGGUGGACAUCCUACAGGAGCUCCAGCAUCCCAACAUCAUCACGUUGCAUGACGUUUACGAGAACCGCACUGACAUGGUGCUCAUCCUGGAGCUUGUUUCAGGAGGCGAGCUCUUCGACUUCCUGGCUCAGAAGGAGUCGCUGAGUGAAGAGGAAGCCACAGAAUUCAUCAAACAGAUCCUCAGCGGAGUUCAGUAUCUGCACUCCAAGAAAAUUGCACAUUUUGACCUGAAGCCUGAAAAUAUCAUGCUGCUGGAUAACAAUAUCCAACGUCCGCGGAUUAAACUUAUCGACUUUGGUUUGGCGCAUAGGAUCAAGGACGGAGUGGAGUUCAAAAACAUAUUUGGGACUCCAGAAUUUGUUGCUCCAGAGAUAGUCAACUAUGAGCAGCUGGGAUUAGAGGCAGACAUGUGGAGCAUCGGAGUCAUCACAUACAUCCUGUUAAGUGGGGCAUCGCCGUUCCUGGGCGACUCCAAGCAGGAGACUCUUGCAAACAUCUCAGCAGUGAACUUUGAAUUUGAUGAGGAGUUCUUCGGCAGCACUAGUGAACUGGCCAAAAGCUUCAUCAAACAGCUGCUGGUGAAAGAUACGAGAAAGAGGCUUAAGAUACAAGACGCACUCAACCAUCCCUGGAUUAAGCCCAUAAACCCCAGACAAGCCCUGGUGCGACGCCAAUCUGUGGUGAACAUUGAGAACUUCAGGAGACAAUAUGCUCGGAGGAGGUGGCAGCUUUCUUUCAGAAUCGUGGCCCUCUGCAACCACUUGACACGCAUGAUGAAGAAAGGUCCAACUAAAACACAGGACAAACCCAAGAUGGGCUACGUAGGUCGAACAGUGGCCAUGUUCGAAAGAGAGUGUGAGAGCGAUCAAGAGGAGGAGGGGAUGCCGAGGAGACCUCGGACCAGGAAGAGAAGUAGCACUUCCUGAAACUCCCUGCUGCUUGUCCGACGUCCACGAUAUAAACAUCCCAGCCGCAUGCUGGUUUUGAGGUGAACCAGCGGCGUGUUUGCCGUUCCUAAACGCACAAGCUGAGUUGUUUUAAGCAAGCGUGUUGAGGUCUGAAUGUGGCUUGUUUGUCUUCGUAGAGAUGCAAUUAUUAUUCGUCAGCAUGUCUGUAAAAAUGAAUUGCGCAAACAUAGAAAGAAUACAUUUGUUCAUGUUAUUUAAAGCCAUGUGUAAAUGUAUUCAUGUACAUAAUGGGAUAAGGAAGAGUUUACCGGAUAUAUUACGUAAAGUUUACUUGUAUAAUGUUUAAAUAUGUAUGUUUAACGUCUUUGCGCCACUUUGCCUUGAGCCUUCGCGGUGUAAAUAUAUAAUUUACAACAUAUUUGCAUUCCUUUAUUCCUGCUCCUGGCAAUCGACUGUCCUGCAAAGUUUAACUCCAACCCUAAUCAAACACACCUGCCUUUGAUGUGUAAUUGAGCCUGAAGACCUUAAUUAGUUGCUUCAGGUGUGUUUGAUUAGGAUUGGAGCUAAACUUUGCUUUAGCAAUCAAUCGUCAGGAGCAGGGUUUUUUGUCUUCACAUUUUAUUGCCUUUCAAAAGUGCAUGAGUGAUAUAGCCAACUUCAUUAAUCUGUAUGAUAUUUGUUGUUUUUAUGUUUAUUGCGCAGAUUUUUGGUGCAGUCACAUUUACUGUUGUUUGGCAAAGGAUUUUUUUCAGAUAUCACAACCGGUUCAAGCUUCUCACACAAAUGAAGUUGCUUUGUUUAAAAAUUACUUAUGAGCUUAUAUCGCUACAGUUGACAGUCCACAAUGGACUUGCAAAAUUAUGAUACUGUGAUCAGGAAUUUUUUUGCACGUUUGAAAUAUUUUGUGCAUCGGGUUCAAGUUGGUCAUGUAAUUCACUGCAGUAUUCGAAUGAAAACAGCUUGGUUUGAGAUGAUUUUUAAGUAAAAAAUUCCACCAAUGUGACUGCACCUUUUUAAAUUUUCAUUUGACGAAGCAAGCGAAAUGAGCUGGAUUUGAAAUCCAGUGUUAUACUCCGUGUAUUUGUGUUUAAGUGUAUUAAAAUAAGGUCAUUUAUCAAGCCUGAAAAUGACUUGUAAAGCUCUUAAGAUAUUAAUAGUGUAUUAGAUGCCAUUCAUUUUCCAAAAAGUAUGUUUAUUGAAAUCAGGGCAGAUAUAAUGCCACAUCAUUGUGUUUUGGGUGCAUUGAAAACUCCAACACUCGGUCAGGAAAGGACCAGCAGGAACUGUUGGCAGUGCGUUUGGAUUGUGAAAUGAAACUUUGUAUCAUUAGGACAUUAUGAUACUUCAGAUGUUUCAGGACUGCGCCAGCUAUUGGACAAAAGUUUAAAGGAAAUCACAGUUGCUUCAGUGUGAAUUGUUUGUAAUACAGUGCCUUGAGCCUGAAAUCUGAUUAUUAGUAUGUUUCACAUACCUCACCAUCAGAAGAGGAUGUAUUGUGUACAGUGGGCUUAUAAAUGAGAGGGCUCAAAAGUUCUCAUUUUAUUUCAUUAAAACAAUGUUAGAAAAAAAUAAAUAAUGUUCUUUCUGAUAAAGUAUUAAACCUUAAUCGAUUUUAAACCAUUUUGCAGUGCAUAUUUAUACAUUAAAUACAUGUGUAUAGAAUGUUAAUUAACAAGUGCAUCACUCCCUGUGCACCAGUCACAUGAUUGCAUGUGUUCAGGGACAGAACAGUGUUGUUUACCAGUAUAAAUCUGCCAGAUUUAUACCAGAAAUGGAAAGGAACCAGAAAAUGUGCCUCAAGAUAAAAACAAAUCCCUUAUAUCCAUUGAUUUUUUACUUUUGAUAUGACACUGUACUUGUGUUGUUCACACUUAAUGUGAAAUGAAAUAAGCUUACUAAGAAUAAAAAAAAUGCCCCUUUUGUACAAGUAGUAGAAGCAAUAAAUUAUUAAUAUAUUUAUUGAUGUUCUUGUUUGGUUAUUCAUGAUCCACUAAUAAGGUCAGGAAAUUGUAAUUUAAUAAGAAUUUCAUUAAAUCUUCAUGAGGUGCAUCCUGGGAUGCUUUUUAAAAGAGUAUUGACUGAGUUCAUGUGUGCGGACUAGAUGUAGUUAUUAUAUUCAUAAUUUCAUAUAAUAAGAAGAAUUAAAAUCUCUAAAAUAUCAAAUCAUAAAAGUUUGAAUAAUCCUUACAUUGAUACCUUAAUCCAUUCAUUAUUAGCUAAUAAUAGUACAAUAUAUAGUUAGUUCAUAUAUUAAUAACCUUAUCUAUAAUAAUAAUAAUAAUGAUAUCAUAAAUAUUAAAUGUUCGAUACAUAGACCUAAAGAAUUUAUUAAUAAUAUUAUAAUUUUUUUGUAAAGAAUUAGCAGUUUUAAAACAUUUCAUAUUUAAAGUGUAAUUUUUAAGUCCUUGCAACACAAGAAAUGAACCAGUUUUUUUUUUUAGCUUCCUCAGUAGCUACUGUAGAAACUGAACAAGUGUUUCUUUAUUCUUGCCUUUAUUCUUGAUAAAUGAUUUUGUUACAUAUUGCCAUGGAUUUUCGCUCAUUUCACUCCCUAAUAAUGAGCUGAAUUUUGCCAAGUGUGUCAAUAUUGUUCCUUUUCAGACCACUG
Molecule: messenger RNA, 3959 nt
Organism: Carassius auratus (goldfish)
Lineage: Eukaryota; Metazoa; Chordata; Actinopteri; Cypriniformes; Cyprinidae
Gene: dapk2b
Product: death-associated protein kinase 2b
Exons: 12
Coding region: 239-1369 (376 amino acids)
Biological process (GO): intracellular signal transduction; protein phosphorylation; positive regulation of apoptotic process
Cellular component (GO): cytoplasm; nucleus
Molecular function (GO): protein serine/threonine kinase activity; ATP binding
Source: RefSeq, a predicted model, not a curated record